AGAGAGAGAGAGAGAGAGAGAGAGGUUACUGCAGAACCACUUCUACAUUGUUUUCUCUCGUCCGCUGCACUUAGUACAUUUCCUCCGGCUCUUCUCGUCCAUCUCCUCCUCUGAGAGGAUGCAUUAAUACUUAUAUCUUAAAUUUAAUUUCUGUGCAUAAUUUAUUGGAGGCUGAUCGUGGAACUGUGUGCAUUUAUAUAGUACAUCCUGCAAAUAGAAGCUCUGUAUUUGAGUUUAGCCUUUUGUAGCUCCACCGCUGCAUCUGGUUCUGACUGUUUGGGAUCAUCAUGCUGAAGAGGAGGAACCCUGAGGUGCCUAUGGACAGAGAGGUCCUCCUCGACCUGGACUAUGGAGAGACGCAUGGCUCUGACAGUUAUGGAAGUCUGCAAAAUGGGGAUUUCAUCCCUCCCAGAUAUAUGAACGCUGCAGCUAAUGAUGACUAUGAUGACCCCGGCUACAAUUACUGUGAGAGGACCGUAAGCCCUCCAGCACGGCCCCCAGGCAACUACUUCAGAGAUGGCCAAAGCAAAAUAGACUUUGUAUUGGUGUGGGAGGUGAAGGUACGACGCAAAAAGAGAAGCCGAGGGCAGUCGCAGGGAGAGGCGAAUGAGGAGGUGGAUGGAGUGCAGGAGGAGAGCAGGUCAGAGAAAAGAAAAGCUCAGCUGGCACGAUGGAGGGACAAAUUCAUCCUGAACGUUCAGAAUGCUGGUCUCCUGAUGGAGAAGGAGGAAUCAUCUAGUGCAAAGAAGACUAUACAUUAUCUGAAGCUCAGUGCACCUUGGGAUGUGUUGGUAUAUUACGCUGAAGAGUUGUGUCUUAGAGCUCCUCUGCAGGCACAACCAACCCCAGACUUCAACAUUUCUGCUCGAGUUCUGCAGAAGCUCUGGGUGCCAAAUAUCAUGACUGACUCUGUGCCCAACCGACCCGUGGACUACUACACGUGUGCCUUUCGCAAGUCCAAGAUGGAAAGAUUUCUGGGCUCUUAUGAUCGUGAAAACUAUUUUACCAACACACAAAGACACCGAAUUGUGUAUGAAAUCUUGGCAAGGACUAUAUAUGGCAGAAGGAAGCGGGCAGAGGUUGGCGUCGCCCGGCUGCUGAAUGAGGGGGCUUUCACGGGUGCCUUCCCUUUACAUGAGGGCCCAUACGAGCUUCCAGAAAAUGACAUCCAACCAGAUCAGUUGAAUAAGAGACAGGUACUGUUCCACUAUUGGGCCAGCUGGAUGAAAUGGUAUAAGUACCAGCCCCUGGAUCACAUCCGUGAAUACUUUGGAGAGAAGAUAGCCCUUUACUUUGCAUGGUUGGGGUUUUACACAGCUUGGCUCCUUCCAGCUGCAUUGGUUGGGACUUGUGUUUUUGUGUCAGGCAUUAUGACAAUGGGCUCCAAUACUCCAGCGAAGGAGAUCUGUGAAAGUGGAGGACUCUAUCUAAUGUGUCCUCUCUGUGAAACCUGUCAACCCUGGAAUAUAUCAGACAUUUGUCCUAUGGCCAAGGUGGGUUAUCUAUUUGAUCAUCCCGGCACGGUCUUCUUCAGCAUCUUCAUGUCCUUAUGGUCUGUCACCUUUCUGGAGUACUGGAAACGCAAGAACGCCACUCUCGCUCACCACUGGGACUGUAUGGAUUUCCAAGAAGAAGAGGAACCUCCACGUCCUGAGUUUGCUGCUAUGGCAACUACGAUGGAGGAGAACCCAGUGACGGGAGUGAAGGAGCCCUACUUCUCUGAAAAAGCCAGGAUUUCUCGCAUGGUUACUGGCUCCAUGGUCAUUGUUAUUAUGCUGUGUGUAGUGAUGAUCUUUCUGGUAACUGUGAUCAUAUAUCGCAGUAUAGUGAGCGUAAUGAUGUUUGAAACCGGGAGUUCAGUUCUGCGCACUCAGGCUGGGAACAUUGCCAAUAUCUCCAGCAGUUUGGUGAACCUGGCCCUGAUCUUGCUGAUGGGGCAGGUCUACACAGCUCUGGCAGAGCAGCUCACUAAAUGGGAAAUGCACAGGACUCAGACGCAAUAUGAAGAUGCCUUUACAUUUAAAGUCUUCAUCUUUCAGUUUGUCAACUUUUACUCGUCCCCUUUCUACGUGGCUUUCUUUAAGGGCAGAUUUGUGGGCUAUCCUGGUCAUUAUGGGACAUUGUUUGGCAUGAGGAAUGAGGAUUGUGGGCCAGGAGGCUGUCUGAUUGAACUGGCUGAGCAGCUGUGUAUCAUCAUGGUGGGAAAACAGCUUAUCAACAACAUUCAGGAGUUUGUCAUCCCUAAACUGAAGGCCUGGAAACAGAAACGGGCCUUAGCAUCUGUAAAGAAGGCCCAGAGCUCAGAAGAACCCAAGCGCUGGGAGCAGGACUAUGAGUUGAUCCCUUGUGAGGGCCUCUUUGAGGAGUACCUGGAGAUUGUUCUGCAGUUUGGCUUCAUCACCAUUUUUGUGGCGGCUUUCCCUCUGGCUCCUCUCUUCGCUUUGUUGAAUAACUGGGUGGAGGUCAGGUUGGAUGCUCAUAAGUUUGUGUGUGAAUACCGGAGACCCGUGGCUGAGCGAGCUCAGCACAUCGGUGUGUGGUUCAUCAUACUGGAGGCUCUGUCCCAUGUGUCGGUGAUAGUCAAUGCUUUCCUAAUCGCUUUUACGUCAGAUUUUUUGCCCCGGCUGCUUUAUCAGUACAAGUUUAACAAUGACCUGCAUGGUUAUGUCAACUUCACACUGGCUUACUCUCCACCCAGCUACAAUCACUCCAGCCACACUGUUUGCAGAUAUAAAGCAUUUCGAGAUGAAAACGGAAAAUACAAGCUGAUUUACUGGGAGCUGCUGGCUGUCAGACUGGGAUUUAUCAUCGCCUUUGAGCAUGUGGUCUUCUUUGUCCUGCGUGCUAUUGACUGGAUGGUUCCUGAUAUACCUGAAUCUUUGGAGCUGAAGAUCAAGAGGGAGCGGUACCUGGCCAAACAGGCACUGGCUGACAAUCAGGAGGCCCUGCUGGUGAGUGGCAGGAUGCCUCAUAGGUGAGGUUAGUGCACAAAGUGACGUCCACACCCUCACUGUAAGCCAGUGUGUCUCAUUAACACGCUCGCAUCAGAGAGCCCACAAACUAUAGGAAUCUCACACAGGAUUUACCACAUCACCUUAUAUUUCAAGUCUAAUGCGAAAGAACAAGUAUGUACAUGACAAACUUAGUACAAUUGGAGCAAAGACUUUGGUUUAAAUUUAUAUUGCAAUCAUUUACGUAUUCUAUGAUUGGAGGGUAGGGCUGGGUAUCGAUUCAGAUGUUCCAGAUCGAUUCUAUUUCGAUUCACAAGCUAUCGAUUCGAUUUCGAUUCUCGAUUCAAUUUUCAAUUCCGUUUCUCGGGUCGGUUUUUAUACCAGAUUCUUGAUUCUCCUCAAUGAAUAUAGAUUUAAAACAAAUACUAUAUAAAAAAGAACAGUGAACAGCAGUUUACA
Molecule: messenger RNA, 3410 nt
Organism: Misgurnus anguillicaudatus (oriental weatherfish)
Lineage: Eukaryota; Metazoa; Chordata; Actinopteri; Cypriniformes; Cobitidae
Gene: ano11
Product: anoctamin 11
Biological process (GO): chloride transmembrane transport
Cellular component (GO): plasma membrane
Molecular function (GO): protein dimerization activity; chloride channel activity
Source: RefSeq, a predicted model, not a curated record